Messenger RNA from Prunus dulcis (almond), 1253 nucleotides. Its product is annotated as E3 ubiquitin-protein ligase MARCHF2. The coding region runs from base 186 to 839 and encodes 217 amino acids. The record is from RefSeq and is a predicted model, not a curated record. NCBI's taxonomy places the organism in Eukaryota, Viridiplantae, Streptophyta, Magnoliopsida, Rosales, Rosaceae. The transcript is spliced from 7 exons. Gene Ontology annotation, molecular function: zinc ion binding.
AGUACGCACCGCGCGUCGUAUAGAAAAUUAUCAAAAUCCUUAAACAGCCUAUACCUCUCCAUUUCGUAAUAUCACCGAUUUACGAUUUUGCCUUGAUAAUUCUCUGCAAAAAUUCAGGUUUUUGAUCUUUGCUUGCUGUAAUUGGGAGUUGUUUCAGUGGUUUGAACGAUUUCUGCGGCCGAUCAAUGAAAGGAGAAGUGCAGCUAGAGCCAGCAGGUGAAACGGAACGAGACCCUACUGACGUGGACCCUCUGCUAGAGAACCAGGAAGAUUCGUCACCUGGAAGCUCGACUGAGAUUUACAAUGAAGACCUCGAGUCUGGCUCCAUUCCCUGUUGUCGCAUUUGUCUUGAAAGCGAUGCUGAACCAGGGGAUGAAUUGAUUUCACCUUGCAUGUGUAAAGGCACCCAGCAGUUUGUUCAUAGCUCCUGUCUUGACCACUGGCGCUCUGUUAAGGAGGGAUUUGCUUUCUCACACUGCACAACUUGCAAAGCCCAAUUUCACCUUCGAGUUGAAUCAUAUGAGGACAAUUCUUGGCGUAAAAUAAAAUUCAGAGUUUUCGUUGCAAGGGAUGUUUUCCUUGUAUUUUUAGCUGUACAAUCAGUAAUUGCUGCAAUUGGUGGCUUUGCGUAUGUCAUGGACAAAGAUGGUGCCUUCAGGAAUUCAUUUAGUGAUGGUUGGGAUCGUAUCUUGUCAAAACAUCCUAUACCAUUUUAUUAUUGUAUAGAGGAUCUGGCAGAGACAUUAUCACAUCCUGACCAAGAGGGAACUCACAAAGGAGUACAUAGUGGAGGAUCUUCAUGGAUGUUAUACCCCACCAAAAUUGGAUCCAGAACAUGAAGCACGUCUGAAAAUGCUCAAGUUGUUGUAGUGAUGGAUGAGGAGGUAAAAUAAAUUUAUCAGGUAAUGAAAUCGGCGAUGUGUAUUUGCUUGACGUUAAAAGGAGCAGAGAAGGAAAAGAUUUUAGUCUCAUUCUUCCUUGAAUUCACCAAAAUGUGACCACCUGUGCAGUUGUUUUAUACUCUCAAUUCUCUUAUGAUUUUGCUCUGCUCUGAUAUUGUACCAGUUUGGAUAUUCUUGGACUUGUCUCCUCCCGAGUCCUAUGAAGCCUGCGUGUAUUUGUCUUCCAUGAAGUGGAUUUUAGGCUGGUGUUGUAUGCUUUACCUCAAUGCUGCCAUCUGUUCUCCACCCUCGGCCACUCUUUGGGGUUGGUAGGAUUAUAGGAUAAUUAAUACAUAACCCAAAUUACUAUUA